Molecule: messenger RNA, 450 nt
Organism: Candidozyma haemuli
Lineage: Eukaryota; Fungi; Ascomycota; Pichiomycetes; Serinales; Metschnikowiaceae
Exons: 1
Coding region: 1-450 (149 amino acids)
Cellular component (GO): plasma membrane; cellular bud neck
Source: RefSeq, a predicted model, not a curated record
AUGUACAUCGCCAACGACCUUGCAAGUCUCAUACCCAGAGAGGACGACGGCACGGAGACCGCUAGAUCCUUCAGAAGCUGGGAUACUUGCAUGGACAAUAAUGUGUGCAGAAUAACUGCUUGUGUUGGUAUAACAGUGGCAAUUCUUGUCGGUAUAGCCAUAUUCGCUGCUUGUGUUAGAGGUUGCAGGCACCUGCUCAGUUUCUCAGAAGCCUUCUGCUGCUGUUGUCCCUGCGGCAGAAGAGUGAAAUACGAAGAACCAGUGGAGCUAAAACCCAUUCAAGAUCCAGUCAUGUACCCUCCAAAGCGCUACUUCAGUCAACCACCACCACCUCAAGCACCACCAGCAUACCAUGUUGCCGACGGCUACGAAGGCAACUCCAACGGGACCGUCAGCGGGUACUACGGCCCUGAGGUCCCAGAUUAUAGACAAGAAAAGAACUGGGGAUAA